This is a messenger RNA of Bipolaris victoriae FI3, 342 nucleotides long. RefSeq lists its product as hypothetical. The coding region runs from base 1 to 342 and encodes 113 amino acids. The transcript has a single exon. The record is from RefSeq and is a predicted model, not a curated record. Lineage: Eukaryota; Fungi; Ascomycota; Dothideomycetes; Pleosporales; Pleosporaceae.
AUGCUGGCCGAUCGCAGAUGGGAUGCCCGGGGCCCGUGCAUUCGAGGCCGCGACGACGAAGACGACGACGACGACGAUGAUGGUGGUAGUGGGAUGAUGUUCAAUGCUCGAGAUAGCGCGAGGGCCAAAUCCACCCCGGCCAAUCCACCAUGGAUACUUACUUACACGCACACACACACAUACACAGACUUACUACACAAGCACACAUCCAUUCUUACACAUGUACACCCUAACAUACCACACACGCCCACUGCAGUGCCACGCUACCCUCCAUGUCUUGUCUGGUUCCAGGCUGCUGCUGCCACCGCUGCCGCCGCCGCCGCCCGGCUUGGUAGUCUGUGA